GGACGGACGGACGGACGGGGACGGGGGGCGGCGCCGGCUGGCGGGGCGAGGGCGCCGGCUGCGGCGGGCGCGGGGCUGCCACCCCGCGGGCAGGCACGGCGGCGGCGGAUGGCGGCAAGACAAGAGGAGAGGCGUGAACCCCCCCCUCCCCUGGCCAGGUAGGAUCCCCGCUCCGCAGAGUUUGUUACGGCGUUAGGUGCUGCCUCCCGGCUGAGGUCGAGCUGCAAAAAAUGUGAUUUACGAACCCUGCCGACAUCCAUCACCCGAGCGCUUUGUUCCGACAUGCCGUCCGGUGGAGGGACUUCUUCGGAAACAGCUCUCUGCCUCUUCUGAAAUGUGCAUACGCUUAAGAUGUGUGCCACAGGCUGUGAGCUGGGGAGGCAUUAAGGAUUGCACCAAUGCUUUAAAACUUUGACUUCAUGGAGAAGUGCUUCACAGCAUUACUUAGCAUUCGAACCAGCCAAGAUCUUCUUGUUGGGAUGGAUUUUCUUCUUUUUCCUUAGCACACUGUUUGCCUGGAGGUACUGAAAGGUUCAGGCCGGAGGUUCUCCUCAGCUCUCCCUAGCUGCUGCCCGCCAUUGCCCUGAGGAGAAGUGUCGGGAAGGCGGGCACUGCCCUGAGGAGAAGUAUUUGGAAGACGGGCGCUGCCCCUUGCCUGCGGGGCGCCGGGGUGAGGCUCCUUGCGAGGGCCGCUGUGCCUCCCUGUGCCGGCCGCCAUGGAGACCCUGUCCCAGGACUCUCUGCUGGAGUGCCAGAUUUGUUUCAACUACUACAGCCCCCGCCGGCGGCCCAAGCUUCUGGACUGCAAGCACACUUGCUGCUCGGUGUGCCUGCAGCAGAUGAGGACCAGCCAGAAGGACCUGCGGUGCCCCUGGUGCCGCGGGAUCACCAAGCUGCCACCGGGGUACUCUGUGUCGCAGCUGCCCGAUGACCCCGAGGUGAUCGCCGUCAUUGCCAUCCCCCACACCUCGGAGCACACCCCGGUCUUCAUCAAACUCCCCAGCAAUGGGUGCUACAUGCUCCCCUUGCCCCUCUCCAAGGAGAGGGCGCUUCUACCGGGAGACAUCGGCUGCCGCCUCCUGCCCGGCAGCCAGCAGAAGUCCCUGGCGGUGGUGACGAUCCCGGCGGAGCAGCAGCCGCUGCAGGGCGGCCUCCCCGCCGAGGGGGGAGCGGAGGAGCCGGACCGGAGAGGCGUUGUGAAAAGCUCCACCUGGUCGGGGGUUUGCACUGUGAUCCUGGUGGCCUGCGUCCUGGUCUUUCUCCUGGGCAUUGUCCUCCACAACAUGUCGUGCAUUUCCAAGCGCUUCACGGUGAUCUCCUGCGGCUGAGGCGGGGAGGGGUGUGUGUGCUCCCUCGGGGGGUUGGGUCGGGUCGGUGGUGGUGGUGGUGGGGUCGAGGGAGACAAUUCGCCGCAGCUUUGCCCAAUGACUGCAGAACGCUGUGCACGGGGGCAGCGGCGCACCGGCCGGCCAUGGGCCCCGCUGGGGUGGCAUCAGGCCGCUUGGCAGCGUGCGGAGAAAAUCACGUCCCGUGUCUGGCGGCAGUGGCACCGAGGAGGACUGCAUGCGUCACCAUAAUCAUUUAUCAAAGGGACUGCAACUUACAGUGAUUUUUUUUAUCGUGUUACGAGAUUUAAGACAUCUAUGUAGCUGGUUAUACUGUGAAGUAUAUGGUAUGAGCUCUUCUCUAAACACAGUAGAUUAAAAUCAAAACUGCUCCAUGUAGAAUUAAAAGGAGAAUUGGUGCGCGACUCUGUACAAGGUGUUCAAUACCGGUCCACACAUGCAUUAUUUUUUAAUGCGGGGAGGGAGACAGACUUGUAAAACCAAGAAAUCAUUUAGCUGCUAAGGCAUUUUGUAUGUUUUAAACUGCACAGUAAUUAAACCAAGUUAGGAAGUUGUACAGUAGUUUUUAAAAGGAAGCAUUUUACAAGCAAUUCAUUUUGUUCCGUGGCGUGUGUUUUUUGCCUCUCUGUUUUUCCCCAUUUUUUUCAGCUACAGGGAAGUGGCACUUCCAGCAUCUUUUAUUUGAAGGAGCUUCUGAGCAGGGAAGCAAAGUGGGCUGGGAGGAAUACCUGAAAAUGCAGCCAAACACUUCUGCCUAACGGCCUUCAUGCAAAGGAUGGCUUUGAACAGCAAACACUGGACAUGCUGUUUUACCUCUGAUCUGGCAGCAGGGCUUUCUGAUGACCUGGCCUUUAUAGUCAUCAGUGAAGAAAUGGGUCAUGAGAGGUCCUAGGACUCCUUCCUGCAAGGAUGUGAUAGAAAAUUGUUCUUUAUCUUUUUCUAGAGGUUGGGUUUUCUUGAUUGUUUUUAAAGAAUUUAGACCUAUUUUGCCCCCCUCUUUCCUGGGGGAUGCCACUGUGCAUCCAUGAAUGGUGUAACGCAGAAGUUGCUCUAAGGAAGCCUCACCAUCCCAACUGAGACCAAGGACCCUUAUGUGCAAUCAUCUAGUAAGAGGCAGUGACAUAGCUGGGAGGAGAACCGAGGCCAACCUAACCCUCUAGUGGGUGGGCUACCCCUCCUAAACCACUGUGGCUGUCCUCGUAUCAAAAUGUCUGUCUGACCAUAAUGGAGCCUUUUCCCACAUUCCAGCCUUAUAAAUGUUGGUGUUUGUAAGGACAGAUUGGAGAAAAACACAGCUGGUGUCUCCCUCCACCUGAGUGUCAUGAACCCCAGUCAUUUGCAGUUCCCUUCUUGGAAAGAGCCCAAUUCCUCAGCCUUUACUGCAGUAGCGCCUUGCUCUAGGCAGUCCCACUGGCUUUAGUAGUGCUGCUCGUAAGUAAAAUAGAGCUCAGUGUGAAUUUGGGUAUUUGGCAAGUCUGAAAGCUGAAAUUUGUGUGAGAUUUAGGGAUUGGAUCAAGGGGCACAUGACAGACCUUUAAUAAGACAGAAAAAGCUAUUGAUUUGCACGGGUUCUUUUUGCAAGUACAAAGCGUAACCUCCUUGAAGCGUGACCUCCGCUUGUCAUCUUACCUGCUGCCCUUUCUAAUAAUUUACUGGAGAUUGCUCAAUGCCAUAUAACACCGGAGAACAUAAAUUUUGACUAUGCAGUGCCCAAAUUGGCCCUGUAGACGUCGAUGGUUUGCUGGUUAUGUCACAAAAUCCAGUUGCUGGUUCACAAUAAACAUUCUCAGCUAGGACUUCUGUUAGGAACAUACCUCUAACUUCAUGCUGGAUUUCUUCCUAGCCCUGUUCCCAAACCACUGUUUUCUUCCUUGAUUCCUGUUAACUAAAGAAUAGCAUAUAAGGUGCUUAAUUGUUACUGGGUCAUGUACGGAGAGGAACCAUUGUGCUGAUUUUUAUCUACUGUCAUAUGUAUGCAUAGCACAGCAAAAAAAAUAAUAAAAAAAUUUCCUCAGAUAACACAUUCAAUGCCUUUUUCGUGCAAGGCCCAUGUGCAGUAUGCCUUGAACCUGACUUAAGAGUAUUGUAAUUACAUGCACACCUCUCCGCAGCAUGUUUAAUUUGGUUGCAGUAGGGAACAGCAGGUAUUCCAAAACGUUGUCUUGUGAACGUCCAAGUCUCUUGUUGCCGGUAGGUAACCAUAUUUCUCCUGCUAUCUGCGCUAUGCUGCUUCUUGUGUAAAGGAAAGCCAGUUCACAAAAAAAACCCCUUGCCUUUAUAAGACUCUUGAGGAAGUGACCAGAUACAGGACUCGACCCUCUACUGCCUUAUCCCCUGUAGCGAUUGCUGAGUGUACCGGGGGCGUAGAGCAUAGCUGGAAGAUGCUUUGAGGACAAGGCACUGGUGGAUUUUGCACCAACUUCUGCGUUUGUUUAUCUGAGUUGUCGAUGACUGCACAAAAUCCCCAGGCAGUCAAAGAGCAGGUCCUGGAGAUCCAGUGCUGAUAACAUUAACCUCCCCCUGCCUGUACCUGCCCGACCGAAGCUCUUGAGGUUUCUCUGGUGUUGGCAGAGAACAGCUGUCUUGAAAACCACCCCUCAUUGGCCCUACACGGAGGGCACAGUACAGAAGUGAAAUCAGAAAUUAGGUUAAAAUACCACACUGCAUAACGCAUUAUGCAACAGGCAGACCUGGAGUUUAUCCGGUAUUAAUGACGUAAGUAUUAUAUUAGCGGAAUACCAUCCUGUAUUACGUAACACGGCACAUUGUUUCGUUAAUAUGAAUUUCCGUACUUUUCGUGCCUGCGGAAAUGCAUGUUUGACCUAAUUUCUGAUCCAGACAUUUGCCUGCUCACAGCCUUGUGUAAGAGCAAUAAGUAAAACCUCAAGAUUUUGUUCUGCGUGCGCGUGUGGUGCAUACGUUCGUUCCUUUCUUAUAAAUAGGAGUUCUGGAGAUGUUUUUGUUCUGGCUUUAGACUGUGACUAUCAUUUUAAAUUUGCAGCUGCCAUAUCAAGUCGGAUCACCUAGCUUUUUUGCUGACUUGUGUAGAAGUGAACUAAAUAGUUUGUUGUAAUGUACAGUGUUAAAAUGUUUCUCAAGUACGCUGAUAGUCAUACUACUUUAAAAAUGCAGUGCAGUCUGUCCCGUUCCUUGGUCCAAUACCUGGCAUUAACAAGUGAAGCUGCUAUAUACACCUCUAAAUUUUUUUUUUAUUAUUUAAUUUUUUAAAAAACAGCCUCGUCUUUGUGUUUUUUCUCUGUGGAGAAACAGAUGAUGACUUGUGUCAAAAUCAUCAGGUUCUUGUCUAGUUUUUGUUCUCUGGUGUCCAGUAAGAAAUCACUGCCCAGUUCCACCAAAAAAAAAAAAGAAGGAAACUUAUUGUGACUCUAGUACUGUUUGGGCAACCAAAAUUUACACUAAAACUUGUGGGUAAUUACUCAAGCACCUGCAUUUUUAGAACAAAUUACUCUGUAUGAAUGUGUAUUUAUUUGCUUGUUUAAUGGGAAGGAUGUAUGCAUUGGGGUCCAGCUUUGUUUUUUUCCUGGAGGGUCCCAACUUCCAUUUUUGGCUUGUGCUUUCCUGGCAAACAGGCUUUAGGGUUCACUCUGUGAAAUUUUGUUUAGUGAAUUUCAAAAAAUUCAAAAUAUGCAAUUUUGGUAUGCGGGUUUUUUUUAGGGAGUUGUGUGUUCGGUGAUUGUUCAUGCUUAACCAAGAUGUAAAGGAGCCUGGAUGUUUUGUAAACAUGGAGCAAUCAUGAGUCCGAAGUUUCAUCUUUAUCAAUGAAGCUCAGUCUGAAUAAAACAUUAGCAGGAAAAGAAUGAUAUCAAGUGAAUUAUGGUACCUCUGUUACUUUACCAUCAAAUGAAGAGCGUGGAAGGAAGUUUGGCAGAAUUGCUCUGCAUUUUAGGAGGGGGUGGCUGAAAUUUGUCUCUCUGCAUUUUAAGGCAAAGUGUUAAGUGUGGGUUGUGGUAAAGAGUAAAAGGUUUUUUAUGUUUUAAUUACCUUGGAUGCAGAAUUAUAGCUGAUGACUAGAGCCAUACAACAGAUUUUUUUUUUCUUUUUUCUGUUUUAAUCAGAUGACUUAAAAGUUUUAAGUGAAGUUUUUGCUUAUGGAAGUGAGGGAUUAUUGGCCUUGACUUAAGCAUGGAUAGUACAGACUCGCACGCCGGCUCCCUCAUCCCCUCAAGCCUGCCUUACCACUCACGUUAUUGUUGCUGGAGCCCUGGGCAGCCAACCUUUCCGAUACUGCAGAUGCGUUUCUGGAGCAGAGAGGGCUGAUGUUGCACUGGUUUUAUAACAUUCACAACAGGGAUAAACCAAAACCAAACGAUUCAUACAUGAUUUGAGGUCUUCUGUAGGUGUCCUGCUAUCAAAAGCUCUUGGCGCUGUGUAAGCUGCUCCAAGCCUCUGUGUUCCCUGGAUCUUCUCAGAGCAAUGGCACGUAGUGGAGGAUGUUGCCUCCUCCCAGUCAGAGAGAGGGGCCGUACUCACCGUCCACAGGUAACAGCCCCCCUCCUCCCCAGGAACAACAAGACACUUGGGUGGGUACUGCAGGAGACAUUCACGUGUCAAGUGAACAUCUCUGAAGUAAACGUUGGUGUCGAAAUGUUCCUUAUCCUUGUUGCACAGAAAAUGUGCCUUGAGAUUUGUUUUUUCCAGACAUUUUCUGUGGGUGGAUGGAGCCGGCGCAGGGAGGGAAGGAAGGAGAAGGUACAUGGCAGCAAAUGAGUCCUGGCAUCAUCUGGGAGGCUGUUGGAGGAUCUGCUGGCCCCGAAGGCAAAGGUUUUCAUGCAAGAGCUUCAGCAGGGCAAGAUUAUCUGGAAAUGCUGCAACGGAUUUACAGCAUGUUCGUGACCUUUCUGGUGCGGUACACUGUCCAUAGGCCUGACAGCUGGGGCUGUUGUGUUCUUUCUCUUUGUCACUUUACCUCUUGCAUGCUCGUGUCAACAAGCAAAGCUGCUUGCUUCAUCCUCAAGUUGAGCAAUUAUACAGACAUUUCUUAAGUUGCCCUGAGCAUCUCUAAUGAGAAAAAUUACCUUCCAAGUUCAGUGAAAUUUAGUACUUAAUAAACGUUCAGAAAAUGUGUUUUUUCAAGCAUUUCCUUAUGCUUCAAUACAUUUUUAUUUUAGUUCUAAACAAUUCCUGUAAUUUUUGUGCUAAGCAUGGUCCUGAACAUCAGAGCCAAUUCUGAGGGACUAGGUAAGAUCUACAACCAGAAAAAACUAUUUCCUAUCCCCCCCUAUCCAUCCCACAGUUCCCUUCAGAUCUACACAAGUCUGUUUUCACUCUCCUCAUCUAUGUCACACUGAAGCACCGAAGCAUGGGGAUGGAAUGGGGACUCGGGGGCAUGCAUGGAGCCCCUAUACAUAGAUAGGAGCACAGGUUCGUAUUUCAAUGCACGGGGUUGGUAUGUCAACAGCACAUGCUCACAAGGAGCAGAGAGAGGCCAAGUGGAUUAGUAAAAGGGCCUCAAGGUCUUGUAUCUCAGGAAGGUCCUGUGCUUUAUGGUGCUGGAAUGAUGAGGUGGUGAGAUAGCUCAGUAGCACGAAGUCGUGGUAUCACUACCUGGAUUUCAUGUGAGAUGAGUUGCUGCCUCCCCUGUCCUGAUCUGUCUCCUGCAAAUGACCUACUGCUGGUGUGUGGGACUUGGCUGCUCCACAGGUGACAUCUCGUCUGGGCUUCAGGUGAGGAGCCACAUCAUUACUCUGUGCCUCCAGGCUGGGAUGUCCACCCAAAAGGGAACAGCCAGAUGGCCUGGGCUUUUAGUUUAUCAGGGGUCUGUAAGUUCAAGUGGAGGUCUUUUCGAAACGCAGCUGCAUUAAGCACUCCUGAAAGCUUGAAGGCAACACACAGACUUGGCCUGAACUGAUUUGAAAGAGAGAAGAAAGGGUGCAGAAAGAGAAGGACACCUGGAAAGGAGCAAAUGAUUAGGCAGUAGCCUGGAAAUUCAGAUCUGUAUGUGCAAAAACAUCUAGUGGGAAUGGUUUGCAGUGGCCUGCAUAUGUAAUUUCUGCCAAAUUGUACCUCGAGAAUGGCAGCAAAACUCCAGGUCUUGCUUUUCCUUGAACACCUUUGAGUUGGGAAGCUGCCUAUUUCAAAAGUGCAGUUUUCCACCUAACUGAAAAACUUGAUGGGUGUGCAGAAAUUUUUGAGGGUGCCAAAUCAUCACUGAAGCUCAGGAUUCGGACACAAGCUGAACAGGAAUUUAGUGGUAAGAAGCUGGGAUGAAAAAGCAAAGUCUUGAAUUCUUGGUGUGUGCAAAUGUGUCACAUUGCUUAAAAUAAAAACUUGUUUUGUUUGCAUAUGUAUUGACUGAACGUAUGAAAACGGGUGUCCAUCUUCCAGGACAAAUAAUGAAGUUGACAACAUUGGUAAUGCCAAACAGCUAAAGACAGGAUUUAUUGAAUCUAUAAGAUCUGAGAAGCUGAAAACAAAAGAAGUGUCUAUUUGGUACAGCUAUUGCACUCAAACAGUAAGAUUAGGUUAGGGGUUUGUAGCUUUCUGGCUUGUUUUUCAAGAUGGAGUAAAUAAAAGAAAUGAGAAAACUGAGUAGUUUCAGGCUGAAGGUUAUUUACUUGCCUAUCUUAAAAUUACAGGAAGAUGUGUGUGGAUCGUCACCGUGCUGAUCAGUUUUGGAAGCGCUGCCCUAUAGGUGCCAGCGUGCACUGACUUGGUCUGAAUUGUUGGGGUUUGCAUCUGCUUGAGAGAAAUCUGCAUCUACCUCACGAUCUGAAAAAAAAAUCUUCCCCUGCAAGAUGGUGUGAAUUCAGGUUGACAUUGUAAAGAGUGUGAUCUCACUUUGAAGUAUUUAAGAACGGUGGUGGAUCUUUCAAAGCAGCAUGCCCUGGGGUAGAUGCGCGUGGCUGACUACGAGCAUAAAAGGGAGCUCAGCUCCCAGGCAUGGCCAAUUUGCUGAUUGAACUGCAAAUGAAUAAUUUCUUGCUUAAAUUAUUUGGAAUAAUGGUCACAGAUGUUUCUCAAAGAUUUGCUUAGGGAAUGUAUUUAAAUAUUUGGGACAGGAUUCAGGAAAAUACGCUAACGGAGACAGCACUAAAGCAUUAAAUCUGAGGAAGAUGAAGGGAUUCGGUCACAGAUGAUUAAAUACUUUCUUGAAUAGAGACGGACUUUACACUUAGGUGUUUGUUUCUUGAUACUUGGCUAGUCUGCACAAUUCUUAAUGACCAUUUGAAGUAAUAAGCUUUGCUUUGGGGAAGGUUUAAUUUUGAAAUCUGGAAGCAUAUUGACUAGGAGAGGCUCAGUAAUACCCCAACGCAGCUGUUUUGAAGCACUUGAGUGUAGAAACCUGUAUUUCUAUAACUCCUGUUUUAAAUUGCUUAUCGUACAGAGCUGAGAAUUUUUUACUCACGGUGGAAAAAAGAAAAGCUUGCAGUUCAAACCCGCACCAAAACCCACCCUAGGAAUCCAGGGUAAUGAUGAUUUAAAAAACUCAGGAGAAAUAAAUUGAAUUCUAAUCGCUUCUUUCCUGCUGUGCUGAAAUGCUGAGGGAUUUGCUAAACCUACAGGUUGAUAAAACCGAAUCCCUGCUUAAUGAUUGUAUUUGCUAAACUGGCUAACCGCAAUGGAUACACAAGAGCGUUCUUUCUUUUCCUUUCUGACCUCCUCUGGUUUAGAGAAGACAAGAUUUGGACAGUUGUAGCUGGAUUGAACAGCGUGAUAAGAGUUGUAAAAUGUUACCAGCAAGGAGCGCGGCUUUGUGAUAAACAAAGACCUGCAACACCGCAUGUCUUUCGGCAGCCAUCCAGGCAGAACAAGCGCGCAGCAACUCCAGCAAACCCCUGGGAUCGAGAGAAAUGUUGUCAGGAGGAGUGGAUAAAUGAGGAUAUUUUUUAAUACCUUAGAUACCGUCUGCGUGUGUUAUUGCUGAUGCCUGGCAUCUUUGGGUUCGGGUUCUUUCUUUUGUCCUUUAUAACAAGAAGCUUAAAAAGCACUUUGUACUGCUUCCUUACCAGCCUGCUCCUUAUCUCCUGUUUCCUCUUCUUCAGCCCGGUGUUUGGCCAUCCUGUGUCCCUGCAGAUUUGCAAGGAGAAACUUACCUUUGUAUAUGUGGGCGACUGCAAAUUUCUACUGCGUUUUCAGUGAUGAAAAUGGUUAAAAAAUUCUCCACAGAAGCAGGAACAUCUCCAGGGCUCCAUACAGAUUCUUAUUUGCAAUACCUCUUUGUCUGCUGUUAUUAUCAUAGGUCCUCUUUAAAUAAGUAUUUUGGAUUAUUGUUUCUUUACUAUAAUCCUAAGAUUUUGGAAAAAAAGCAAUAGAAAAACAUGAGAAAACAACUCAGAUACUAGAAAUUAUUUGCACAAUAUGAUUUUUAAGAUAAGAUCAUUCAUUAACAGCUUUUUUUUUUGUUCUUGUUUUUUUUUGUUCAGUGUAUCAGUGACAUUAAUUUUGCGAUUCCACUUCCUUUGGUGGGGGAGGGAGAUAAGGAGGAAGAAAAUCCAUAUUCAAUGCUCAGAUUAGGUCUGCUGAGUUUUAAAAUGUAUGUAUGUGCUUCUGUUGUGUAAUACCUCAUAAACCUCCUAGCAGCUGAAAACUGCAACAGCACCAAAAUCUUAAUGAAAUGUCACGUGCUGCCUAUUAAGUUUCGAAAGCCUGCUGAAAUGUGCAGAGCCUGGACUUUCUGGAUGCGGAGCACACAGAGCACUAUACGAGGAAUUAGUUGUGACUGUCAGUUCUCCGAGAUCAAACUCAGAUCUUAUGCCUCGUUUAAAGCCGUUAGUGGACUUGGCCUCUGACGAUCUCUGUCGUAUGUCCUAUAGUUAGUGGCAGUCCUCAUUUUAUAGAUCUAAAGCAGCCAGCCUUUGAUAAGGAGAUACUUAACAAUUUUGAGGGCAAAUUACCCAUCUCCUUAAGAGAUUGUUAAAUCCUUGAUUGGGUCAGUGACCCAACUUUUGCCAAAGGAAGAUGGGACUUUGGUUAAAUUGUCCUGGCACAGUCUGCCCCUCCCACGCGUUUGCUCGGUGGCCCAAGGGGAGGAGGUGUCCCGGGGUGGGUGUGGAAACAUGGAUGUGACCCGCCACAAAUCUCUGUUGAAACGAUGGCCCUGCAAGGACACACUGAAUACUCUCCUUGCUGGAACGGUCCGACGUAACAUCUCUGGUUAGAGCAUGGGGGUCUUCUGGUUCCUGUGCUGUAGAUAUAACUUUUAAGGUUUAAAAUAAAUGCGAGAACCUUUCUGUAAGAUUCCUUCAGCUGUCUAAGUCGUCACAACCGUAGAGCUCUCCUGGCCACCCGGUAUCCUGCAAACUGGAGAACAUGUCCUUCAGGUGAGAAAGGUGGUCCCAAAGUAGGCUGCCUCGUGGCAGGGCGCUGUGUCUGUCACGGAGCUGAAGGUUAAUGUGCUGCUUAGAUGCUCUUUUGUGGUAGGCUCUGAACAGUCUUUCUCAUCCUUCCCCCUGCUCCCCCACUCUCAUUUUGCUUAUAAUAGUUUUGGAAAAACAAAAACAGGCAUGAGGAAAAAUAGAAAGAAAAGUAAAUCUGUUCUUCAUUCAGGCCACGUUUAUACCAUCUGUUCCGUAUCUAUUUAAACUCUGUCAAGAGAAAGCAGAGGUGCCCCUGAAUUUCAGCGGUGCUCCAAAUGAAUCCCCAUAGGCUUCCUGUUUUGGAGACUAAACCUUGCUGAGCAGAGGACCUCUGAGGGGAAAAACAUUUUUAAGUCCCAGGAGCCAGCAGACACGGUCGGUGGUUGCUGGAAAGCAAAGAGGGAGCAGCGGCAGCCCUCACAAGGAGGGGACCCCCCCAGCUGCACUCCCCGUGGUGGGAGAGCAGCGGGCUGGUGUGGCACGGGGACGCAGCGGGGAGGCCAGGACCGGCGCUGCACACGCGCUCGUAUUCUCGAGGGAAGCAGCUUGUCAGCUUCCCACCAUGUAUUUCGAGCUACUUGUAGUUGGUAUCAGUUUAGAUUACUUCAGCUACAGUAUCCCUAAUUGCUCCAAAGGCAUUACAAGUGAGCUGUCGUCUAAAGCAGACCUGAAAAACCCAUCCCACGGGGCCUGACUUUGCACUAUCCCUAUUAGCAAAGGUUUCUGUAUAACAGGAGAGAUAGGGAGGAGUAGGGAUGCUUGAUUGGUUUUUUGUUUUGGUUUGUUUUUUUUUCUUUCUUUUUUUUUGGUAAAGGCAAAUAAACUUUGACAGGUGUUAAAACAAAAAGGCAAAGGAAAAAUACUGAAUAAUCUUUAUGUCAGCAGAAGCAUCCUCAGCCCAGCUCUGAAGUGCGAGCUAGUUCCCUAUCUCAGUGCCAAUGUUGAAGACGAGUGUACGCACUCAUGCACUUAGCACAUUAAUUAAAACAAGAAAUGAAUGAAGGAAGGUUUGGCUCUUGUUUUAAGAAUCGAAGGCAGAAAGGCUUCCCUCUGCCAGGUAGUGCCAAUGCCCUCCUCCCUCCCCCUCUGGACUUUCAGGCUCAUUAAUAGCUGCACCAGAAGCUGGAAGGUUGAGUCUAGCCUCAGGCACGCCGGUAUUACAUGGCUCUCCUACAGCUCUAUCACCAUCUCUGCUCCUUGUUGUACACUCUGUUUUACAUGGUCCCUUGCCCUCCCUAGGCUCCCUCCCUACCCCUUGUUAAUUAUAUUCUAGCUAAACAAGCAGGCUGGCACUGCUCAGGGGCUGUGAACAAAAGUCCUCUACGUGUUUCGGAAGCAAGCACACAUAUGACUUGGUUUUAGAUGACUUCCCCCUUCUUUUCAUGUGAAGGGCUAAGCAGCCACUACCGAUACAUGAGCUGCUGAGCCACCGUGUCAAACCCUUGCCAAAUAUUGACUUUAUAAAGGUGAAAUCAGAGUGCUGUCAAUAAAUCUCAAUGUCUGGAGAAGCAUUCUUUGCUUGCUUUGUCUCUCCUAGAAGGUGUUUUAAUACGUGGUAUUUUUGUAGUCAAAUCUCUGGAGUCUUGUCCUUUGUAUAUGUGGAAGCGCUGAUUUUAUGAG
Messenger RNA from Chroicocephalus ridibundus (black-headed gull), 12283 nucleotides. RefSeq names its product ring finger protein 152 (gene RNF152). Gene Ontology annotation, cellular component: lysosomal membrane; lysosome. The record is from RefSeq and is a predicted model, not a curated record. The coding region runs from base 717 to 1328 and encodes 203 amino acids. NCBI's taxonomy places the organism in Eukaryota, Metazoa, Chordata, Aves, Charadriiformes, Laridae. Gene Ontology annotation, biological process: negative regulation of TORC1 signaling; protein K48-linked ubiquitination; apoptotic process. The transcript has 4 exons. Gene Ontology annotation, molecular function: ubiquitin protein ligase activity.